UCACCGGUACCCAAGAUGGCGGCGCGCAGGGCGCUGCUGGCGGCGGCGGCGGCGGCGGGCGGGCGGCGCGGGGCCGCGGGGGCCGCUGCCGGCCCGGGUCCCGCUCCCGGUGCCGGUGCCGCUCCCGGUGCCGCUCCCGGUGCCGGUACCGGGCGGAGCCGCCUGUACGAGCACGCGCGGGAGGGGCUGAGCGCGCGGCCGCAGCUGGACGUGACCGCGCUCAGCGAGCGCGACCUGGAGCGGCGGCGCGGGCCGCUGGGGGGCGCUGCGCUGAGGGAGAUCGUACGGACAUGGGCGCGGCUGGGGAAGGUCCGCGAUGGCAUCGCACGGCUGGAGGCGGAGAAGGGGCGCGUGGCCCAGGGGGUCCGCGAGAUCAUGGCCUCCCACGACAAGGCAGCAGCCAAGACGCACCCGGAAUUGGCAGCGCUGCGGGAGCGGGGCCGGAGCCUCCGGGAGCAGCUCCGGGUGCUGGAGGCUGAGGAGUCUGACCUGGAGCAGAGAUUUUACCUGGGGGCCCUGCAGCUGCCUAACAGAACCCACCCCGCUGUGCCCGUUGGGGACCAGAGUCAGGCCCGGCUGCUCGAGGUGGUUGGUGAGAAACCAGUGUUUGAUUUCAAGCCAAAGGGACACCUGGAGCUGGGGGAGGGGUUGGACAUCAUCCGGCAAAGGCGCCUGUCCCACGUCUCGGGCCAUCGCUCCUAUUACCUGAGCGGGGCUGGGGCCCUGCUGCAGCACGCCCUGGUCACCUUCACCUUGCGGAAGCUGCUCAGCAAGGGUUUCCUGCCUAUGACGGUGCCAGACCUGCUGCGAGGAGCCGUUUUUGAGGGCUGUGGGGUCCAGCCCAGCGCUACCCCCUCCCAAGUUUACACCAUCGACCCCGCACGCUUCGAGGACCUGUGCCUGGCCGGGACCUCGGAGGUGGGAAUUGCAGGGUAUUUCAUGGACCAUGCGGUGCAGCUGCAGGACCUGCCUGUCAGGGUCGUGUGUUCCAGCACCUGCUACCGCACGGAGACCGACACGGGCCGCGAGCCCUGGGGGCUCUACCGCGUCCACCAGUUCACCAAGGUGGAGAUGUUCGGGGUGACGGCGGCCGAGCGCGGGACAGAGAGCGAGGAGCUGCUGGACGAGUUCCUGGGGCUCCAGAAGGAGAUUUUCUCGGAGCUGGGGCUCCAUUACCGUGUCCUGGACAUGCCCACAGAGGAGUUGGGGCUCCCCGCCUACCGCAAGUUUGACAUCGAGGCCUGGAUGCCCGGACGAGGCAAAUUUGGGGAGAUUUCCAGCGCUUCCAACUGCACCGAUUACCAGAGCCGGCGGCUGAACAUCAUGUACAGCGGGGAGGGGGGCCAGCUGAGCCACGCCCACACGGUGAACGGCACCGCCUGCGCCGUGCCCCGGCUGCUCAUCGCGCUCCUCGAGUGCAACCAGCUCCCGGACGGCCGUGUCCGUGUGCCCCCCGUGCUGCAGCCGCUGGUGGGGCAGGAGGUGCUGGCCCGGCCCCCUGCGCCCCUCCUGCGCUACAUCGGCCCCAACCAGCCCGGGGGGGCCCCCCAAAAAUGGGGGAGGGGGCCUGAAGGGAGGGGUCCCCGUGGAGGAGACGGACGUAGCCGGGACGUCGCGGGAUGGACGCAGGACGUGUGGGACACCGGACACGCGGUGACAAAUCCCGGGAAUAAAACCUGGAAAUCCUCCUUGGAACAGGUGUGGCCUCUGCUGCAGGGGUGCUCUGGGGACAUGCAGGUGUCCCCCAUUGUCACACCUGUCUGCUGCGCUCACACAGGUGUCCCCUCCAUUGUCACACUGUCUCCUUCCCUCCAGUGCCACAGGUGUGUCCUUUGCUCCGAGCGCAGCCUCUGAUUUAUUUCCCACCGCUCUCCGCAACCCUUGGGGCUCCCUGGGGAUUUUGGGGGGUGGGGGCACAUCCUCAGGGGGUCCCCCCAGCUGGGCAGGGGUGGGGGCACCUCCAAGUCCAUCCGGGGGGUUCUGGGGGUCCCUCAGGCUGGGCAGCGCCUGCUGUUGAUGAC
Messenger RNA from Taeniopygia guttata (zebra finch), 2021 nucleotides. It is a transcript of the gene SARS2, whose product is annotated as seryl-tRNA synthetase 2, mitochondrial. Gene Ontology annotation, biological process: seryl-tRNA aminoacylation. NCBI's taxonomy places the organism in Eukaryota, Metazoa, Chordata, Aves, Passeriformes, Estrildidae. The record is from RefSeq and is a predicted model, not a curated record. Gene Ontology annotation, molecular function: ATP binding; serine-tRNA ligase activity.